Messenger RNA from Planococcus citri (citrus mealybug), 3259 nucleotides. Its product is annotated as solute carrier family 25 member 45-like. The record is from RefSeq and is a predicted model, not a curated record. Gene Ontology annotation, biological process: mitochondrial L-ornithine transmembrane transport. Bases 485 to 1402 code for a protein of 305 amino acids. The transcript is spliced from 7 exons. Gene Ontology annotation, cellular component: mitochondrion. Lineage: Eukaryota; Metazoa; Arthropoda; Insecta; Hemiptera; Pseudococcidae. Gene Ontology annotation, molecular function: high-affinity L-arginine transmembrane transporter activity.
AAUUAUCAGACAUGAAGUUGGGAAAAUUCAUCUCCCACAGUUUGAUACAUUACUUGAAUAAUUUUAAAAAGAUGAAAAUUCUUAGUACCUGUUUACAAUUCUUGUUACCAUUUCCUAAAAUAUGUAGAAAAUGAUUUAGCCAGUAGCCUGCGAUAGCAAUAUGAAUAGUUUUUCAUUCUGUGAUAACCGAAGAAGAAGCUCGAGACAUCUGCUGGAUUCACCAAUGAAGCGUUUUCGUUUUCUCGAUCAAAAAAAUGAAGUAAUCGACGAUAAUUACGAGUAGGUACAACGAAAAUUCUCCAUCAGGUUAUCAGUAUAUAGACAGGUGAACUCUGACCCAAAAUAAAAUUAUCUGCUCAUUAUCUCUACACAAAAGCUUCUUCUGUGUCUGACUAUAUCAUCACACUUGACUAUCACGCUCUCGAAAUGUUCUCAUUUGGUGCUAAUUUUCCGUAAAAGUUGUUCAUCUCUCGUACUUGGUAAAAUGAUAGAUAUCGAAUUUCUAUCAUGGAAAGAUUUCACAGCAGGAUGGGUUUCAGGAAUAUGCAGCACAGCAGUAGGGUAUCCGAUGGAGACGAUAAAAGUACGACAGCAAAUGACUCCAAAUUUCGGAUCAGCUUUCAAUCAAGCAGUAAAAAUGGUAAAACGUGAAGGAAUGCCUUGCUUUUUCAAAGGUCUCAGUUACCCAUUAUGGACAACCGGAGUAUUGAACUCGUUAUAUUUUGGAUUCUACGGCAAUUCUUUAAGAAUGAUCGAAGAAAUGAAAGGCCAAUCUCAUCAUCGAAAUUGUUGCGAGUAUGGGACAAUUUACAAAGGCUGGCAUUUUGAUUGUUUCGUGGCUGGAUGUAUAGGCGGAACUGUCGCAACGUUAGUUAACACGCCGAUUGAAUUGGUUAAAACAAUUUUGCAGGCUGAUUCUAGUGUGACGAAAAUCAAUACUAAGAAAUUGACACCGAAUGCUUGUCUAAAGAAGUUAUUCAAGACGAAUGGUGUACGAGGGUGUUAUCACGGUGGCCUUAUAUUAUUAUAUAGAGAUGUUCCUACUUACGGUUUAUAUGCAGUGAUUUAUGAACAUAUCGCUUGUAUGUUAAAAACUCGAGAUAGAUCGAAGGAUCGAUUCACUCAUAUUCUAUACGAAGGUGUUGCUGGUGGAUUAUCAGGAGUAAUAACGUGGAUUUUGGCAUAUCCCGUGGACGUAAUAAAAAGCCGAUUCAUGUCAGACUGCUACAAUAAAAACCGAAGGUAUUCCGGUAUUACAGACUGUAUCGUAAAGACUUACAAGCAAUAUGGAAUUAGAGCUUAUUACAAAGGUAUUUGGAUAGCGAUUGUUCGAGCAUUUCCGGUCAAUUUAAUUUGUUUCGUCACUUACGAGCAAACGUUAAGACUUUGUGCGUAUUUUUAAAGCACGAAAUUGUAAUGUACGCAUACCUACCAAAGUAUACAUUACAUAAUACGUAUUUAAACGAGGAGGGAAAAAAAUCAAUAUUUGGAGUUUUAUUUCUUCGAGUACCACGCGAGUACUUCUAGAUAGGCCGGAAAUGAAAUUUAAAUAAUUUCCAUCAACACGCGACGUCAUAGUUUAAAAUAAAAAAUAAAAUAUUUUUCAAAAUGUACCUAAAAUUUUACACGAAAUCGCGUCUAUCUGUCGGUGUUACCAUUUGAGAGAUUUUUACAAUAUUGUAAGUAGAAAAAAAUAAGUCGAGAACGAAGGAAAAAAUCAUCAUCAAUUAUAAAGCAACAUAGAUUUAUAUUUUACAAAGACUUGACUGGGUGAAAUUUUCAUUCUCAUAUAUUUCACAUUCGAAUAAAAAAGUAUCCCUUGUAUUUUUUUCGUAACUAUUGUAAGACGAUAAAAAUAAAAACAGUAAUGACAAAAAGAAAAAAAAAACGUAAAUCGUAACAGUAAUAAUAAUAAUAGUUUACAAUAAUGAUAAUGAUGUAAUAACAAUUAAUAUAAAAUAAAAAUAAAUAUUAAUCGUAAAUUCGCCUAAUCGUACGAUUAGCACGUUAUUUUUAAAACAUUAUUUUCAAAGUACAACUACACAGGAGUUUUAACUCUUUCUCGUUACACAUUAAAUUAACUAUUUAACAUAACUAUCACAAGGACGCGUUAUAUACUAAUAAAAAGGGUGAUUAUAAAUUACAUAAAUUUAAACCUUUUUUUUUCCUUUUCGAUAUUUUUCAUGGAUUUUUUUUUACUCAAUUUAUUACAUACUCUCUGAUACACACGUAUAUAAGGUAACAAGUAAUGCAUAUUCUAGAAAUGAACGAUCUACUAGAAAAAAAUUUCCGCUGAAUCUAUAAAUUACACGUAGGUAUAUAUUUUUCAGUACAAUACUUUUUCGGCUCCUUUAAAAUGACCGAAUAAGUAAUAAACGAAAGGGCAACGGUUUAAUUUGUAGAUUUUUUAAACGAGUUGUACAGCAACCAAUGUAUGUAAUUGCCAUUUGCCUACGUUUAUUUUUCUUCUUUUUCGUAUAUACGAACAAAAUUCCGGCCACGUACCUUUUUCGAUUAAUAUGCUUUUGACACAUAGUUCAUUCUUUUUUCUUUUUAGCCCAGUCGCCUUUAACAGGCUAUAAAAUUAGACCAAUAAGUUGGUACUUUCAAUCUCCCCCUGUCUCCUUCCUAACUCGGCAUUUUCCAAUUUCACGACCAAUAACGUUGUAACGAAUGGCAUUAAAUUUUCAUCGGAUUUUUUUUUCACGUCGUAAUAGGCUUUUAUGACAACCUAAUUAAAGAGAAACAUUUUAGUGAAACAUUAUUGAAAAUUUUUACCACCCGGUGUGAAUGAAGCCAUUGAUUGCAAGUUCAAAAACCUUUUCUAGGAACUUUUUUUUAGUACACGCGUUGAUCCAAAUCAUGAAAGUGGGAACAAGUGGGAAAUCGCCGAAAAAAUGAGGCGUUUCCAAACUUGAUUAUUUUUAUAUUGAUAUUCGACGAUGAAUUCCUUUUAUUUAAUAAGUACAUGAAAAUUAAUAAAAAUUGACCAUUUUGAAAAUAGGUACGUAAAAUUAAAAUUAACGAGUUCGAUUUUUCAUUUGAUUCCUCGAAUGAACAUUUUGAAUUCGAAACUGCUAAAAAAAUCCGUCGAAAUCGAUUCAAACAAUUCAUUUUCUCAAAAUCCCUUCUCUUCCAACCCUCCCUGGAAAGGCAUUAAAAGUCAUAGAUUGUUACGGAGUACGACACGACGAGCAAUUUAUCUAUUCAAAAAAAAAAAAAAACACGACAAAAUUACUUUUGAUUUUUUUUUGAAAAA